AUGAAGGUUCUAGCUCUCCCGGUGAGCUUCAUAGAAGCAUUGGAUGACACAUCGCGUACGAGUUUGAUGAAUGUAGUCAAUGAGGCUUAUGGCAGAGCUCUUAAGAAGUACCAAGUGAUCCUAAGUAAUCGGAUCAAGGGCCUCGAAACACUUUUCAGCGAUCUUGGUUUCCACAACAACAUUGAUGAUUGCAUCUUGUUCGUGUCUUUCGAUCAAAAGACGGGGAUUUGUUCCAGUUUUGAUCAUGUUUUCAAGGAAGUAGAGAAAACGUACGGCGCAAGGUGGUUUAAACCCGUGAACAUCAGACCUGGACCUAAUGUGAGUAUCUCUUUCGGUCAUGCAACUGCCACUGCAGGCUUCAAACCUAUAAAGAAAGAAAAUAGAGAUUAUAUGUUGACUUGUUUUACUUCGUUCCGCUCUGGUGCUGGUAAAGAACUUCUCGCCAAGAGUAUGCGCUACGUCGAGAAUUACUUGGGAGCUCAAAAACUGUUUGCUACCGUCAUUGUUGAGCAUGAAUUGGUUGACUACUACGUAAAAGUUCACAAUUUUCGAGAAAUUCAUACUCAACUCAUAAAAAAGGAAUUUGUUUCCGAAGCUUUGGAAGAAGGAGUCAAUGCGACCCGCGAUUUUCAUCUUGCAACUCUAGUAAAGGAAUUGUGA
Lachancea mirantina is the source of this 660-nucleotide messenger RNA. Lineage: Eukaryota; Fungi; Ascomycota; Saccharomycetes; Saccharomycetales; Saccharomycetaceae. The record is from the annotation of a GenBank genome assembly.